CACUGACAACAAGUUCAAUGGAAGCAGCGUAGGAGGCAUAAACUCCUUUUGAGGUUCAAGUCUGAGUCUGAGAUCUUUCUAUUGCCUUCAUCAUCUGGGAGAGUGCCUUGCACCCAGCAGAAGCCUGAUCAUGAUUGUUGAGUCCACCUAGUAUCACGGUGCAAGUGAGAUACAACAUUCCUCUUUCAACCUUUCUUGGUGGCCCAUCUCUGGCCAUGACACAGGAAUUUUUCAAAUUGAGACUAAUUGCAGUGGUUCGGUUGACUGGCAUUCAUAGGAAUGAAGACAAGCACAGAGAUGGUGUGUCUAAGAAACUUCAAAAGGUGUAGACCUCCUGAUUGAAGCGUAGCUGAUUUAUUUGAUUCAUUUUUUAAUUAUAUUUCUGCACUCUUACAAGGGAAAGCCAUGAUUACACUAACAGAGCUAAAAUGUUUAGCAGACGCUCAGUCUUCUUAUCACAUCUUGAAACCAUGGUGGGACGUCUUCUGGUAUUACAUCACCCUGAUCAUGCUGCUGGUGGCCGUGCUGGCUGGAGCUCUCCAGCUUACACAAAGCAGGGUUCUGUGCUGUCUUCCAUGCAAAGUGGAGUUUGACAAUCACUGUGCCGUGCCUUGGGACAUCCUGAAAGCCAGCAUGAACACAUCCUCUCACCCCGGGACACCACUUCCACUCCCCCUCCGAAUCCAGAAUGACCUCCACCGGCAACAGUACUCCUAUAUAGAUGCUGUCUGUUACGAGAAGCAGCUCCAUUGGUUUGCAAAGUUUUUUCCCUACCUGGUGCUCUUGCACACGCUCAUCUUUGCAGCCUGCAGCAACUUUUGGCUUCACUACCCCAGUACCAGUUCCAGGCUCGAGCAUUUUGUGGCCAUCCUUCACAAGUGCUUUGAUUCUCCAUGGACCACCCGUGCCCUGUCGGAAACUGUGGCUGAGCAAUCCGGGAGACCCCUGAAACUCUCCAAGUCCAAGAUUUUGCUUUCAUCCUCAGGAUGUUCAGCUGACAUUGAUUCCAACAAGCAGUCAUUGCCCUACCCGCAGCCGGGCUUAGAGCCAGCUGGCAUAGAAAGCCCAACUUCUAGUGUCCUGGACAAGAAGGAGGGCGAACAGGCCAAAGCCAUCUUUGAAAAAGUGAAAAGGUUCCGCAUGCACGUGGAGCAGAAGGACAUCAUUUAUAGGGUGUAUCUGAAGCAGAUAAUAGUCAAAGUCAUUUUGUUUGUCCUCAUCAUAACUUACGUCCCAUAUUUUUUAACCUACAUCACUCUUGAAAUCGACUGUUCAGUUGAUGUGCAGGCUUUUACAGGAUAUAAACGCUACCAGUGUGUCUACUCCUUGGCAGAAAUAUUUAAGGUCCUGGCUUCAUUUUAUGUCAUUUUGGUUAUACUCUAUGGUCUGACCUCCUCCUACAGCUUGUGGUGGAUGCUGAGGAGUUCCCUGAAGCAAUACUCCUUUGAGGCGUUAAGAGAAAAAAGCAACUACAGUGACAUCCCUGAUGUCAAGAAUGACUUUGCCUUUAUCCUUCACCUGGCUGAUCAGUACGAUCCUCUUUAUUCCAAACGUUUCUCCAUAUUCUUGUCAGAGGUCAGUGAGAACAAGCUGAAACAGAUCAACCUCAAUAACGAAUGGACAGUGGAGAAACUGAAAAGUAAGCUUGUGAAGAAUUCCCAGGACAAGACAGAACUGCAUCUUUUCAUGCUCAGCGGUCUUCCAGACAAUGUCUUCGAGUUAACUGAAAUGGAAGUGCUAAGCCUGGAGCUUAUCCCAGAGGUGAAACUGCCUUCCACAGUCUCACAGCUGGUCAACCUAAAGGAACUCCAUGUGUAUCAUUCAUCUCUGAUAGUAGACCAUCCCGCACUGGCCUUUCUAGAGGAGAACUUAAAAAUCCUCCGACUGAAAUUUACUGAAAUGGGAAAAAUCCCACGCUGGGUAUUUCAUCUGAAGAACCUCAAGGAACUUUAUCUGUCAGGCUGUGUUCUACCCGAGCAGUUGACCACCACGCAGUUGGAGGGCUUUCAGGACUUAAAAAAUCUGAGGACCCUCUACUUAAAGAGCAGCCUCUCCCGGAUCCCACAGGUCGUUACAGACCUUCUGCCUUCCCUGCAGAAGUUGUCCCUUGAUAACGAGGGAAGCAAACUGGUUGUGUUGAACAACUUAAAAAAGAUGGUUAAUCUGAAAAGCCUAGAACUGAUCAGCUGUGACCUAGAACGCAUUCCACACUCCAUUUUCAGCCUGAACAAUUUGCAUGAGUUGGACUUAAAGGAAAAUAACCUUAAAACUGUGGAAGAGAUCAUUAGCUUUCAGCAUCUUCAAAAUCUUUCCUGCUUAAAGUUAUGGCAUAAUAACAUUGCAUAUAUUCCCGCACAAAUCGGGGCACUAUCUAACCUAGAGCAGCUCUCUUUGGACCACAAUAAUAUUGAGAAUCUGCCCUUACAGCUUUUUCUAUGCACCAAACUGCAUUAUUUGGAUCUAAGCUAUAAUCACCUGACCUUCAUUCCAGAAGAAAUCCAGUAUCUGAGUAAUUUGCAGUACUUUGCUGUAACCAACAACAAUAUUGAGAUGCUGCCAGAUGGGCUGUUUCAGUGCAAAAAGCUGCAGUGUUUACUUUUAGGGAAAAAUAGCUUGAUGAAUUUGUCCCCUCACGUGGGUGAGCUGUCGAACCUUACUCAUCUGGAGCUCAUUGGCAAUUACCUGGAAGCACUCCCCCCUGAACUGGAAGGCUGUCAGUCCCUAAAACGGAGCUGUCUGAUUGUCGAGGAGAAUUUGCUCAAUACUCUUCCUCUCCCUGUAACAGAACGUUUGCAGACGUGCUUAGACAAAUGUUGACCUAAAGCAAAGAGACCUACGUUUAAAAAUUAUUUUUAAGGUGUGUUUCAGGGCUUUAAAUGAAAAGCAAAAUGUUCUAAGUUAUAAAGAUGAAAAAUGGGUGGUGAUUCUGAUGAACCGUAACUAAAUGUCUUAUUAAAGCAACUCAGUGUCUAACCCUAAAUUAAACAGGUAAAAAAAUGUUAACACUAACCUGAACUUUUGAAAAUAAUUGUUCUUUAACUUAUUGAAAUGCUGUAAGAAUGCACAUCGAGGGUGGAAUGGGGGCCUGAAAUUACUUGUAGGUUUUACCUUGGAGGUUGUGGAAAUAGUCUCUCCUCUCCCUCCCCAGCCCUCCUUACUUAUUUGCACAUUUGUUUUAACUGACUUCCUGUUUUGGUAUUUAUCACCAAGAUCACAAACUCGUCAAUAUAAAUUAUCUUAUUGUGUACUCACCCCUGUCUUUGAUUUAUGUUCUUAAAUUUUUUUAGGCAGGAGCUAUUGUGCUUGGCAGUAUUCCUUUUUGGAUUAAUUUUUACUUCCUUUUUGAGCUUGCUUUAGUCUUCCUUAAUCUGAUUUUCUCUUAACAACAAUGAUUAACCCUGCGAAAAUGCCUGCAUUUGGCCUUUGCCUAGAACAGGAGCAGGGUACUUAAGCCGUGUUAUGCUCGGGAUAUCCUGAAAGUUAAUGUAUUCUCUAAAAUGUCUUGUCUAUCAUCAAAGCCUUUUUUAAAUUUGUUAAGAAUUUUUAUAUGAAAUGUAAAACAUAUCAAUAUUUUUUAUUGUAUAAUCUUGGAUUCAACAUCUGUGAGGAUAAUUGUUGUAGGGUACAUAGAGCAUAUGCAUUUCUUUAAGAACGUCCUGAUAGUGUACUUGGUUUGGGCUGUUUGUGAUUCUCAUGUUUGUGUACAUUCUGCUCCAAAAUGUUCUUGUACUCUGCAACUAAUUUCUUGGAUAACAAAAGCCUUGUGUUUAAUGCCCUAAAGUAUUUGGGGAUUUCCUUGUGAGAGGGUGGCCUAAUCACAUCUACCUCUCUCUUCCCUGGUCACUGUACAGUCGUAUGGGUACGUUUCUUAAUUACUUACACAAACUGUGAUGGGGGGGGGGAAGGUAUGGAUUUGGUUUGUAAAUUGAUUUUAAGAUACUUUGUAGAAAUGUAGUAAGAAUAAGACCAGGCGUGGUGGCUUACGCCUGUAAUCCUAGCAUUUUGAGAGAUGGAGACAAGAGGAUUGCCUGAGCC
This is a messenger RNA of Carlito syrichta (Philippine tarsier), 4035 nucleotides long. RefSeq names its product leucine rich repeat containing 8 family member B (gene LRRC8B). The coding region runs from base 406 to 2817 and encodes 803 amino acids. The record is from RefSeq and is a predicted model, not a curated record. Lineage: Eukaryota; Metazoa; Chordata; Mammalia; Primates; Tarsiidae. The transcript is spliced from 6 exons. Gene Ontology annotation, molecular function: protein binding.